AUGUCCAACGACCCCAACCGCCAGGGACAGUAUCCACCGCCUUCAUGGUCCUCUGGUCAGCCUGAUUAUCCUCCUUCGUCACAACAUUCUGCCCGCCCCACUCAACAGUCUUACCAAUAUCCUCCUCCGUCUACUAUGGCCACCAUACAGCCACAGAUUCAGCACCCACCUCAGGAUUACCAGCUCCCGCCACCACAUGGGGCGUACCAGCGUCCUCCCGAGAUGUAUGGUCAUCCACCCCCAGCUCCGCCCCUGGUGGUAUACCCGGCUGCCGCUCCAAGACAACGAACUGCGAUAGCCUGCCGAUACUGUAGGAGACGGAAGAUUCGAUGUUCGGGAUUCGAGUCCUCCCAGGAUGGACGAUGCAGUAAUUGCGUUCGCUUUAAUCAGGAAUGCAUGUUCACGCCGGUUUCGUCACAAGCACAAGCCUUUGUCCCUGCUCAAGCAGUCUACAACCAUUUUCGCGGCACGGCACCACGGGGUGGUCCUCGAGCUGAUGCUAUACCAUUGUAUGGUGCACAUGGCCAACCGCUUCCUCCACCACAGGCACCACAACAUCCACAAGAUGGACCUCUCCCUCCUCCACAAAGUUUAUAUCCACCUCAUGCUUAUGGCAGGCCGCCCGUCGACGACCGCCCUCCCCCCCCUCAUUUACAGCCUCCCCCGUUGCAACCGGAUCAUGUGAGUCGCAAACGUCCCCGCUCCGACGAGUCUCCAUUUCCUCCCCAUCAUUCCCGCGACCCCGUUUCGGCCUCGAGUUCUGAUUUCUCACAUUCUUCUACACAGAGAUCCUCAAUGGUCUCGCGUGAUUCAAGAGAAGGAUAUUCUUACUCUGAAUCUACCACACUCCCUCCCGUCUCAGCGGCUGUGUCUGGGACCGCAUACCCCAGCCAUACAGCCCAAGCGCCGUACGAUAGACGUUCGUCGCCUCAUUCCCAAUACUCAUUCGAGCAUCGACACUCCUCUUCUCCGCACGGGUCUACCUCGUCCAAUCUGCCAUAUCCACCCAUCCAACCGCAACAUCCUCCGCCGUCCAUCCCAAUUCGAACCCCACCACCCGGUCAAACAACCGUCUCAUCUGGUAGCCGUGGGUUGAGUGUGAGGGAAAUGCUGGGCCCAGAUACUCAAGGCACACGAAGUUCUACAGAUAGCGAUAUGCUCAAUGCCCUAAACCGGAGGGUUUAG
Blastomyces dermatitidis ER-3 is the source of this 1185-nucleotide messenger RNA. Its product is annotated as C6 zinc finger domain-containing protein. Gene Ontology annotation, molecular function: DNA-binding transcription factor activity, RNA polymerase II-specific; zinc ion binding. Gene Ontology annotation, biological process: regulation of DNA-templated transcription. Gene Ontology annotation, cellular component: nucleus. The transcript is spliced from 3 exons. The record is from RefSeq and is a predicted model, not a curated record. Bases 1 to 1185 code for a protein of 394 amino acids. Lineage: Eukaryota; Fungi; Ascomycota; Eurotiomycetes; Onygenales; Ajellomycetaceae.